UUCCGACACCUGGGUCCCAGUAUCCUGAGAGAGGGCAGGUCCGGACGCCAAAGCCUGGCCUUUGGGGGAGGUCUUGGGUGCGGGGGCCCCCUUCUUGUAGAGGGCAUGCUCACACCCUGAAAUUCUCUCCUGGGAAAGGAGGGUCUCGAACGCCUGGAUUCGCAUCCCUGGCGCGGGUACUGAAGGCUAAGUCUCCACCCCUACACGGGGUUUGGGUGUAUGGAUGCCCGCCUUGCCCGAGGGGCUGCUGGAGCUCGGGGUUCUCUUGGGGGACUAAGGUGCUAGCUCCUCCGUUUGGAGUAUGGAGACUCCGGACGAGAUGGGGAAGCCCCGGCUCCGAGGUUGUCAUUCUGGUGGGAGGGGGCCGGACCCCCGAAGCUGCGGUGGGCGGAGCGGACUCGGGUUCCGGGGCCGCUCCAGAGUCCCUCGCUGGGAAGCCCCUACCACAGCAAAAGGCCGAAGAGGCUGUGGCGGGGGCCGGACCGAGGGGGCGGAGACUAGGUGGGCGGGGCUCCGCAGGCACCGCCCCCGCCUGCCGGCACGGUCCGCGCGGCUCCCAAGUCUGCGAGGCCGCGGUGGGCGCGGAGAACCGAGCGCCACAGCCCGCGCGCCCCGCCGAGCCCGGCCUGCCCCGGGGUCUAUGGGGCCACCCCUCUGCGCCGCCCGGCCGGCCCCACGCCGCGCCCGGAGCCUGCCCCGCGGCCAGGAGACGCGGGUCUCGGGUCCCGCAGGCUGCUCUGAGCCCGUCUGAGGCCGCCCCCGCGGAGAUGGCGGCCCCCUACCCCAGCAGUGGCGGCGGAGGCGAGGUCAAGUGCGGGGGAGGUCGUGGCCGCAGCGUCCCGUGGGACUUUCUGCCUGGGCUGGUGGUCAAGGCCCCGCCCGGACCCUGCCUGCAGGCGCAGCGCAAGGAGAAGUCCCGGAAUGCGGCGCGCUCGCGGCGCGGAAAGGAGAACCUGGAGUUCUUCGAGCUGGCCAAGCUGCUCCCGCUGCCCGGAGCCAUCUCGAGCCAGCUGGACAAGGCGUCCAUCGUGCGCCUCAGCGUCACCUACCUCCGCCUGCGCCGCUUCGCCGCCCUCGGGGCGCCGCCCUGGGGACUGCGGGCCGCAGGGCCACCGGCCGGCCUCGCCCCAGGCCACAGGGGCCCCGUGGCGCUGGUGUCUGAGGUCUUCGAGCAGCACCUGGGAGGACACAUCUUGCAGUCCCUGGAUGGCUUCGUGUUUGCCUUGAACCAGGAAGGGAAGUUCCUCUACAUCUCCGAGACCGUCUCCAUCUAUCUGGGUCUGUCACAGGUGGAGCUGACGGGUAGCAGCGUCUUCGACUACAUCCACCCCGGGGACCACUCCGAGGUGCUGGAGCAACUGGGGCUCCGGGCCCCGACCCCCGGGCCCCCCACCCCGCCCUCCGUUCCCUCCUCUUCCUCCUCCUCGUCUUCCUCCUCGCUCGCGGAUACCCCUGAGAUCGAGGCCAGCGCCGCCGAGGUGCCUCCCUUCUCCCGGGUCCAGGAGCGCUCCUUCUUCAUCCGCAUGAAAUCGACCCUCACCAAGAGGGGGCUGCACGUCAAGGCCUCGGGGUACAAGGUCAUCCACGUAACGGGGCGCCUUCGGGCCCGCUCCCUGGGCCUUGUGGCUCUGGGCCACACGCUGCCCCCGGCCCCCCUGGCUGAGCUGCCGCUACACGGACACACGAUCGUCUUCCGUCUCAGCCUGGGUCUCACCAUCCUUGCUUGUGAGAGCAGAGUCAGCGACCACAUGGACCUGGGGCCCUCAGAGCUCGUGGGUCGCAGCUGCUACCAGUUUGUCCACGGACAGGACGCAGCCAGGAUCCGCCAGAGCCACCUGGACCUGCUGGACAAGGGGCAGGUGAUGACUGGUUACUACCGCUGGCUGCAGCGGGCUGGGGGCUUUGUGUGGCUGCAGUCCGUGGCCACCGUGGCCGUGAGCGGGAAGAGCCCCGGGGAGCGCCACGUGCUCUGGGUCAGCUACGUGCUCAGCCAAGCCGAGGGUGGCCAGACCCCUCUGGAUGCCUUCCAGCUUCCGGCCAGCGUGGCCUGUGAGGACGCAUCCAGCCCCGAGCCAGAGCCCACAGAGCCAGAGCCUCCAGUGGAAGGGAAGCAGGCUGCCCCCCUAGACAAGGACGAGGCCCCCCGGAACCGGGGCAAACGCAUCAAAGUGGAGCCUCGCCCAGGGGAGGCUAAAGACCCAGAGGACAGUGGGGACGAGGAGCCGUCUGGCCACCCGGCCCUGCCUCGGCCUGAGUUUACUUCUGUCAUCCGGGCAGGGGCCCUGAAGCAGGACCUGGUGCGGCCCUGGGGCCUGGGGCCUCCUGGGGACCCCCCACCUUCCCUCCUCCAUGCGGGCUUCCUGCCCCCCGUAGUGCGGGGCCUGUGCACACCCAGCACCAUCCGCUAUGGCCCCGCGGAGCUGGGCCUCAUGUACCCGCACCUGCAGAGGCUGGGCCCGGGCCCCACCCUCCCCGAGGCCUUCUACCCCACCCUGGGCCUGUCGUACCCGGGGCCCACGGGCACCAGGAUGCAGCGGAAGGGGGACUGAGGACUGGAGAGCUGCCUACAGAGCCGGACCCUGAGGGACGGGUGGGGCCCCGAGGGCACUGCCCUAGGGCUGAGCUCAGCCCUGUCGGCCCACCCGGAAAAUUAAACACCUUCUCCUCUGUG
Molecule: messenger RNA, 2671 nt
Organism: Mirounga angustirostris (Northern elephant seal)
Lineage: Eukaryota; Metazoa; Chordata; Mammalia; Carnivora; Phocidae
Gene: NPAS1
Product: neuronal PAS domain protein 1
Exons: 12
Coding region: 768-2549 (593 amino acids)
Biological process (GO): regulation of transcription by RNA polymerase II
Molecular function (GO): DNA-binding transcription factor activity, RNA polymerase II-specific; RNA polymerase II transcription regulatory region sequence-specific DNA binding; protein dimerization activity
Source: RefSeq, a predicted model, not a curated record